This is a messenger RNA of Theobroma umbraticum, 1143 nucleotides long. Its product is annotated as (21S)-21-acetoxyl-apo-melianone synthase SDR-like. Lineage: Eukaryota; Viridiplantae; Streptophyta; Magnoliopsida; Malvales; Malvaceae. Gene Ontology annotation, molecular function: oxidoreductase activity. The record is from RefSeq and is a predicted model, not a curated record.
UCUUUUCCCAUUAACAUAUAAACCCCUUAACCGCUAAGGCACAAGUCGUCCCUCUGUUUCAUAUUCUCCUCUUCUCUCCUUGCUGGGUUUCGCAUUUCCUAGCAAAAAAAAACACACAUGACUUCACCCGGAAUUUCCGCUAUGGCAUCACCCUGCGGAAGGUUACAGGGCAAAGUGGCAGUCAUAACUGGCGGCGCUAGCGGCAUUGGAGCCAGCGCAGCUCGCCUUUUCCAUGAAAAUGGUGCCAAGGUUGUAAUUGCCGAUAUCCAAGAUAGCCUAGGACAAGCCCUUGCCGACGAGCUUGGUGAAAAUGCUUCCUACAUCCACUGUGACGUUUCAAAUGAGGAUGAUAUUAGCAACCUUGUUGACACCGCCAUCGUCAAACAUGGAAAGCUCGAUAUAAUGUACAACAAUGCAGGCGUUUUGGAUCGUCCGUUCAGCAGCAUCUUGGAGACUACAAAAUCGGACUUGGAUCUCGUUGUUGGUGUAAACUUAGCGGGAGCUCUUCUAGGAGCCAAACAUGCUGCCAGAGUCAUGAUCCCUCAGCGAAAAGGUUGCAUACUUUUCACUGCUAGCGCUACUACAGCAAUUGCAGGGAUGGCAAGCUAUGCUUAUACAGCAUCAAAAUAUGGGAUAGUGGGUCUAGCUAGGAACUUGGCAGCUGAGCUAGGCCAAUACAGUAUAAGGGUAAAUUGUGUGUCGCCUUUUAUUGUUGCGACUCCCAUGUCUGCACCUACCGACGGUGACAUUCCAAAAGUAGAAGCAAUUUCCAGUGCAAUGGGGAAUCUCAAAGGGGAAGUGUUGAAGGCAGAGGGAGUGGCACAAGCUGUGCUUUAUUUGGCUAGCGAUGAUGCAAAUUAUGCGAGCGGGCUCAACGUAGUGCUGGAUGGAGGGUUCAGCAUUGUUAAUCCUACCAUGAUGAAGGCUUUUAAACUUGUUCCAUAAAAUGAAAAAUCUGGAUGUGGAGGGCGCUUUCUUAUCUCUCAUACAGUCAUAAUUUCAGUCCUGUUGGAGAUCCUUGCUGUUCAAACAAUGGGGUGUACCAAUAGGCAAUAGAGAUGUUACUUGGAGGUGUUUCAUUAAUGUUCUUUAUUUACAUGGCACGCCAAAAUUAGAGGGUGCAAAAAUAUUUAAAUUCAAGUA